This is a messenger RNA of Spodoptera littoralis (African cotton leafworm), 495 nucleotides long. The record is from the annotation of a GenBank genome assembly. NCBI's taxonomy places the organism in Eukaryota, Metazoa, Arthropoda, Insecta, Lepidoptera, Noctuidae.
AUGCCGCCUAAGUUCGAUCCUAAUGAAAUUAAAAUCGUAAACUUGCGAUGCGUCGGUGGAGAAGUUGGUGCCACUUCAUCUUUGGCUCCUAAAAUCGGUCCUCUUGGUCUGUCCCCCAAGAAGGUUGGUGACGACAUUGCCAAGGCGACCAGUGACUGGAAGGGUCUUAAGAUCACCGUGCAGCUGAUUGUACAGAACAGACAGGCCCAGAUCUCUGUAGUGCCCUCUGCCGCAGCCCUCAUCAUCAGAGCACUGAAAGAGCCACCACGUGACCGCAAGAAGCAAAAGAACAUCAAGCACAAUGGCAACAUCACUCUUGAGGAUGUUAUCAGCAUCGCCAAGACCAUGAGAGCCAGGUCAAUGGCCCGUUACCUGUCUGGCACAGUCAAGGAGAUCCUUGGUACCGCACAGUCUGUCGGCUGCACAGUCGAGGGCAGGCCUCCACAUGACCUCAUCAAUGACAUCAACUCUGGUGCACUCACCAUUGAUGAAUAA